CUUAGUUGAAAAAAUUAGUCAACGUUGAUUAAGUCAACCUUUUCCUCUUUGAAUCCAUCUUCUUCCCCACAGAGCACGACGAAACAAAAACACAAAAAAAAACAGAGACCUUCCUCUGAGAAUCCCUAAGGAGCUUCCAAAUAUUUCCGGCGAUGAAGCUAAAUUCUCUAAUCGCUCCGCUUCUUCUUCUUCUCUUCUCAUCGUCGUUUCUCUUCUUCGCCGUCGAAUCUAAGUGCAGGAACAGCUGCGAUUUAGCUCUAGCUUCUUACUACCUCGCUAAUGGAACAACUCUCUCCGCCAUCAACCAAAACCUCAAUUCUUCAAUCGCACCUUACGAUCAAGUCAAUUUCGAUCCAAUCCUUAGGUACAACCCGAACAUUAGAGACAAAGAUAGAAUCCAGAUGGGUUCUAGGGUUCUUGUACCUUUCCCUUGCGAAUGUCAGCCUGGUGAUUUUCUAGGGCACAAUUUCAGCUACAGUGUUCGACAAGAAGAUACUUAUGAAAGAGUGGCGAUCAGGAAUUACGCGAAUUUAACGACGGUGGAAUCCUUGCAGGCGAGGAAUCCUUUUCCGGCGACUAAUAUCCCGCUCUCCGCGACGCUUAAUGUGUUGGUGAAUUGUUCUUGUGGUGAUGAGAGUGUUUCUAAGGAUUUUGGUUUGUUUGUUACUUAUCCGCUUCGUCCUGAAGAUAGUCUCAGUUCGAUUGCGAGAUCUUCCGGUGUAUCGGCGGAUAUUCUGCAGAGAUAUAAUCCUGGUGUUAAUUUUAACUCAGGGAAUGGAAUCGUUUAUGUGCCGGGAAGAGAUCCAAGUGGUGCAUUUCCAGCUUUCAAAUCAAGUAAACAAGGUGGUAUUGGUGCUGGAGUUAUUGCUGGUAUAGUUGUAGGAGUGAUUGUGGCUUUGUUGUUAAUCUUGUUUAUCAUAUAUUAUGCUUACCGGAAGAGCAAGUCGAAGGGUGAUUCGUAUUCAUCUUCUAUUCCGUUGUCUACUAAGGCUGAUCUUGCUUCUUCUACCAGCCUCCAAAGUGGAGGCUUGGGUGGUACCGGAGUAUCUCCUGGCAUUGCUGCCAUAAGCGUGGACAAAUCUGUUGAGUUUACGUUGGAGGAGCUCGCAAAGGCUACUGAUAAUUUCAAUCUGUCUUUUAAGAUUGGUCAAGGUGGUUUUGGGGCUGUUUACUAUGCAGAGCUGAGAGGAGAAAAAGCUGCGAUCAAGAAGAUGGACAUGGAGGCAUCGAAACAGUUCUUGGCGGAACUAAAAGUCUUAACGCGUGUACAUCAUGUCAACCUGGUUCGCCUGAUUGGAUAUUGUGUUGAGGGAUCACUUUUCUUGGUGUAUGAAUAUGUUGAGAAUGGCAACCUUGGACAACAUUUACAUGGGUCAGGACAAGAACCACUACCGUGGACUAAGAGAGUGCAGAUUGCACUAGACUCAGCUAGAGGUUUAGAAUAUAUCCACGAGCACACGGUUCCUGUCUAUGUCCACAGGGACAUUAAAUCUGCCAAUAUUUUGAUAGACCAGAAUUUUCGAGCAAAGGUAGCAGAUUUCGGGUUAACAAAACUGACAGAAGUUGGAGGCUCAGCAACUCGUGGUGCAAUGGGUACAUUUGGUUACAUGGCACCAGAGACUGUUUAUGGAGAAGUAUCUGCAAAAGUAGAUGUAUAUGCAUUUGGAGUUGUCCUUUACGAAUUGAUUUCUGCGAAAGGCGCGGUUGUCAAAAUGACGGAAGCCGUUGGUGAAUUUAGAGGCCUCGUUGGUGUGUUCGAAGAAGCAUUCAAGGAGACCGACAAAGAAGAAGCACUACGUAAGAUUAUAGACCCGAGGCUUGGGGAUAGCUACCCGUUUGAUUCGGUAUAUAAGAUGGCGGAAUUAGGGAAAGCUUGUACACAAGAGAAUGCUCAACUACGUCCGAGUAUGAGAUACAUUGUGGUUGCUUUAUCCACUCUUUUCUCGUCAACUGGAAAUUGGGAUGUUGCAAACUUCCAAAACGAUGAUUUAGUCAGUCUUAUGUCUGGCCGGUAGAGUUUCCGGUUUGCUGUUUAUAGAAAACGAUUGUUUUUUUGGUAUGCUCACGUAUAUUCUAUACGAACUUAACAUGUCACAAGUUGACUUUUAUAUGAUUUUUCUAUAACUAUAUCUGUCAAAUUA
Molecule: messenger RNA, 2141 nt
Organism: Arabidopsis lyrata subsp. lyrata
Lineage: Eukaryota; Viridiplantae; Streptophyta; Magnoliopsida; Brassicales; Brassicaceae
Product: chitin elicitor receptor kinase 1
Exons: 12
Coding region: 153-2015 (620 amino acids)
Biological process (GO): innate immune response; protein phosphorylation
Molecular function (GO): transmembrane receptor protein kinase activity; ATP binding
Source: RefSeq, a predicted model, not a curated record